UACAGAGUUGGGUAGAGGGAGGUCUAGGGGUUGGCCGGGUGUUUUGAUGGGUGGGAUACAUCAGGUGUCAGGGAGGCAGUGCUGACGCUCCACUCCGCCCUGAGAGGAGGGAAUGGAGUGUACGGGAGAGGUGCCAGGAGUGUGUUUAAGAAAUAGUCGCUCUGAAGGAGGACGGGGUUCGUGGCCGCUGCUGCUCUUAGCGACCUCUGGCAACCACCUGCCGUGAGUCUUCCAUGUCGCUACGAUUUUCUUUGCUUCAGAAUCUAGCCUCUCCGUUGCUGAGCUUCUUCCAUUUGAACUGAGUUAAUGACUCCCCCUAUAAGUAGCACGGGUUUAUGGGACUGGCAGUCUGGCGGGUGACACCCCCGCCUCUGGGCCUGUCAGACACUUGUCAGGUGUUCUACUAGCGAGCUGUGCGCCCUACAGUUGGGUUACUCGGUGGGCGUUUAGUAAAUGCUUCGUGUCACUUGCUACUUUAAUACUGGUCCGGUCUAUUUGUGGAGCUUAGCUGGGGCACCCAGAAGUUUGCGAUCAGAGGCCUUGUCUUUAAAACAUAGUUGGAGUCAGCCUGCGGCCCUCCUGCUAUUUUAGAGCUUCAGCUACAAGUUUCAGUAGGAAGUGGUUCUGUAGUUCAGCAAAAGCAACUGGAACGCUUGUUGGUCAUCCAGUAAUGGCGAUGUCCUACAUUUAUGCAGCCUACAAACUGGAAAUAUAUGUGAUAUUAAUGCACAUGGAAUGUGUGGGUGCAAUUUUUUGUUGUUUGCAGCACCACAGUUAUAGGUAUGGAAAUAUAUCCUUUUUAUAUGUAAAACAAUCUGUUUCUAAACAUACAUAAUAUAUCACAUGUUCUUGUGUCAGUUCCAUUGUGUAACAUAACCUUUAAAAGGUAAAAAAUUUACUCUUGAUUCUUCAGCUAUACAAUAUGCAACUUUAACAUAGAAUGGGGGACAGAGACACAGGCAAGAUCUGUAUCAUGCCCAUUUUGCUGUAAUCUCUUCCUUUUAGAGGAAGGGGAUGGGGGUUCACCCACCUUCCAGCUGCUAUUUCCUUGUUUGCUGAGUUACAGACACACAACCACAUUCAAAGAAGUUGCUUUUGUUAGGUUUGUUGUUUUUAAUAAAAGAAAAUUAUAACAUGAGUGGUAUUUUUGUCUAUGUUUUAGAUAUUGUCCCUUAAACCUAGCUCCUUUUAAUAUUGCAUUUUUACACAUGCAAAUGGUAGCCACUUGUAAUAUUUAUAUCAAAGGAUCCCUUUUACACAUGCAGCGCUGCUUAAUUUUAAUUGGUUUUAGUUAAGGUGUUUUGGCAUAGUGUUGCAUAAAUAUUGCUUUUUAUCUUAUAUGUUCAGGUGUAAUUUACUUCUAAUUGAGCAUAUUUGAACCACAUGGGCAGGGGGUGAAGUCCCAAUUCUGUCGUGCAUAUGGUAGCCGCUCGUGUUACUAAAUUUCAUUUUAAACAAGCAGAAAACCAACAUUGACAGCCUUAAAUCACACAUUAAACAAAUGCUGUUUUUUUUUUUGUAUAUGACAAAUUCAGUGCUUAUAAGAAGCGCAUACACAUGCCUAUCAACUGCAUGAGGUUGCAGGGAUAUUUCAUCAGCUGUUUGUAAGAUCCAUUUCUUGUGCAUUGUGGCAUGGAAUAGUGUGAGCACAGAUUUGCCAUAUGUGCUGACUUAGAUAUCACAAUUUGUUUGCAGCAUUUGCCUUAUUUGUAAUUUAAUAGCUAAAAUAUUUUUCAUGUUAGAAUUUGUUCAAAAUGUAGCUAAAUGACAGUAUCUAUGGGGGGGGGGGUUAUUCUAUAAAUUACACAGAUGUUAUUGAAUUAAUUUUGAUGUAGUUUAUUAUUGUUGACAUUAAACAUGGACCUAGAAUAGCCACUACAUGCGUGGGUUGUCCAGCCCACUUUGAGUUUGCUUUGCUAUGAGCAAAGUGAUAUAAUUAAUGAAGUCUUUCAUCAGACACAUGUUAUAUGUUUGAAGUAUCUGCAUGUCUUAAAAGCAGGGUGUCGUGGAAGUGCACACCGUCUAUUCAAAACUGUCAGGGAUAGUGUGAAGUUGUUAGACAAUUCCAUAAUUAUAAUAGCCCAUAUGCUAAGUUUUUACGUGAAGAAAGUUUAGAGAAUGAAAACUUUGAAGCUUUUUGUUUAUACUAACAGAAGAGAAAAGUUCUCCCAAGAAAAAGCUGGUGGCAGAAGUGUAGAGGAGUAGCAUAUGGCAUUAAAAGGAGCACAGCUGGAGGUAGCAUUUCCAUCUGAACAUGAUGUCAGAGCAGCUGACAGCUUGCCAUCCCUCAGCCUUUUAUUCUAACACACAGGGAGUUAGUGUGUUGCGAGCUGUGUUGGAAGAAGGUAUCUCAUUCCUCUCUAACAUCAUCUCCACUUUGCAUCUGUUAGUCUGUGUGUAUAUGUGUGUGUGUGUAUGUGCAUGUGUUUGUUUUUAUUUUCUUAUCUGCGCUGAUUUAAAAGAACUGAAGCCUGCACUACUCAGAGGGAAAGACUUAAUCAGGUUUAAGUAUACAAAAGGUUAUGAGGACAGUAUGGAGUUUCCAGAACACAGCAGACACUUGCUACAGUGUUUGAGUGAACAGAGGCAUCAAGGUUUCCUUUGCGACUGCACUGUUCUUGUAGGAGAUGCCCAUUUUCGAGCACACAGAGCUGUCCUGGCUUCAUGCAGCAUGUAUUUCCACCUCUUUUACAAGGAUCAGUUAGAUAAAAGAGACAUUGUUCAUUUGAACAGCGACAUUGUUACAGCCCCAGCCUUUGCUCUCCUGCUUGAAUUCAUGUAUGAAGGGAUACUCCAGUUUAAAGGUCUACCCAUUGAGGAUGUGCUUGCAGCUGCCAGCUAUCUCCACAUGUAUGACAUUGUGAAAGUCUGCAAAAAGAAACUUAAAGAGAAAGCUACCACAGACAGUACUAAAAAGGAAGAAGACACCUCGAGUUUUUCAGACAAAGUAGAGUGUCUUUCAGAUGGUAGUAGUCACAUGGCAGGUGAUCUGCCCAGUGAUGAAGAUGAUGUAGAAGAUGAAAAAAUAAAUAUUCUUCCUGGUAAAACUGACUUGGCAACUGAAUCUAGGAACAUGUGGAUAAGAUUGCCCACAGAAUCUGCAAGCAUUCCCCGGACUGUCGGAGAGGCUGAAACACACACAACAGCAGCUGGAAAAACAGCAGUCAGCCCCUGCAGCUCAACAGGAUCUUUGUCCCAUAGAUCUGCCAUCUCGAUGGGAGACUCGGCAGAUGUGGACUGUGUGCUGGACCUCUCUGUGAAGUCCAGUCUUUCAGGAACUGAAACAAUGAAUAACUCCUACCUUUCAUCACAGGAGAUCUUAAGAAAUAGUUUAGUUCAGGUAAAAGUCGAAAAAGAAGCUACCUGUGAUAAGAAUGAUAUUGAUACUACUGAGUAUGAUAUUGAGCGGAACACUGUGAAGGAAAGUGUGAGCUCUAAUAUUAGGGCAUCAUAUGAGCCAGUCCAUCUGGCUCCAAUAAGGGAAGAUUCAGUCUUACGGGAGUUAGAUCAUGAUGACAAAGCAAGCGAUGAUGAUAUGAUAACUCUAGAGAAUGAGAGGGUUCAGAUGGAAGCAAACACGGACAACAGUUUGCUCCCAUAUGUGCCAAACAUAAUAAGCCCUACUGGGCAAAUCUUUAUGUGCCCUCUUUGCAACAAAGUUUUUCCCAGCCCACAUAUCCUGCAAAUUCAUUUAAGCACACACUUUCGAGAGCAGGAGGGUAUUCGCAGCAAGCCUGCCAAUGAUGUUCAUGUUCCUACCUGCUCAUUAUGUGGUAAGACCUUUUCUUGCAUGUACACACUUAAGCGACAUGAAAGGACUCAUUCUGGAGAAAAGCCUUAUACUUGCACUCAGUGUGGAAAAAGCUUCCAGUACUCCCACAACCUGAGUCGGCAUGCUGUUGUUCAUACACGGGAGAAGCCACAUGCCUGUAAGUGGUGUGAAAGGAGGUUCACACAGUCUGGAGACCUUUAUAGGCACAUUAGAAAAUUUCAUUGUGAAUUGGUGAACUCUUUAUCUGUUAAAAGUGAAACACUGGGUUUACCUGCAGUUAGAGAUUGGACAUUAGAAGACAGCUCUCAAGAACUGUGGAAAUAGAGAUAUAUAUAUAUAUAUAUAUAUAUAUAAGUUGAAGUGUCUCUGCGUCCAGUCCCUGUGUCCGUGGGUUUGCGCUACUGCGCAUGUGCCCCACGGACCGUCUCUGGCGCUACUGCGCAUGUGCCCCACGGACCGUGUCUGCCGAAUUUUCUACAUAUGUUCUAGUGCCCGUUGAUUUAACGGGCUUAAUGUCUAGUAUAUAUAUAAUAUCCUGAUUUACAAUAUUUAAGUGUGUGGGCUAAAAGCAUUUAAGUUUCCCUCAGACAUUUCUUAUAUGUUUUAUAUGAGUUUGGCUCUUUUGAGGAAAUUGUAAUACGUUAAUCAGAUAAAAAAAUAAAAUAAAAUACAAAUUUAUUUUGCAUAUAUUUUGCACAUGUUUUGAUUUUUAAAUUUCCUAAAAUAUGCCAUAGAUUUUGGUUUUGUUUGUUUAAUGCUUUAUGGGAUAAAACCCUUCUGCUUUUUUUGUUGUUUUCCUAAGAACCUGAUCAGCUAAAGGAAACUAUAAUGCUUCUAGAUCCUUUUAUUUUUAAUGUUGUAUGUUCUCCCCUUUAAAACAAAGUAAAACGUAUUUGGUGACACUUGCAGAAGUUGAAUUCAUCCCCAUAUCAUUAAACAUAUAUUCUGUGUUAAGUGGGAGUUUGUUCAUGAUUUUAUAUGGUAAAAAAAAUGUCCAGAAAAGUGUUGAGCUUAAUUUAAAUAGUUUAUAUUUCCUGUAAUAUAUUUACAUUGAGAGGUUGGCAAACAAUGCUCUUAAAGUCAUUGAAAAGUAAUUAAUACUACAGAAAUGCAUGAAUUAUUGGUACAUUUUACUGCAUUGUAUAUCCACGGUAUGUUAGAUGAAACUAAUUAUUUAAGUGUACACUUGCUAUAAUAACUGGCGUUAAAGCAAAAACAAAUGCACUGUUUUAAUUAUUUUUUUCUUUUGCAUUUUUUCUUUGUUUGUUACUGUUUUUAUACUUCUCCAAAAUCAGAUUUUUCACAGUAAUUAUUAUUAAGCUAAACUUCAGACUUCUGACAUAUGCAACAGUAAAUAUACGUGUAAACCAGCAGGCUGAAAACUUGCAUGUUUGGUAUGUUUUCUUUUGGAUAGAUAAGCAUUGGUGUGUGUGAUAAAUAAGCAUUUUACCACCUAUUUAAGAAAAAAUUAAGACAAGAAUGGUGAUUCAAAUCUUCUCCCCAUUCUUAUUUAUUUUUUAUUUAACAUUUGAAAUUUUUUUAUGUUACGUAGGCAAAAGGGAAAUAAAAAGGCCAAGAUGGCUUAUUGUCAUAAAUAAGGUCCGGUAGAGAGAGUUACUUGCAGUGUGUAUCCAAGCGGCAGUGACUAAUAACUGAGAGUUAUGUGUUGGUUAACACAUAGGGGAAAGCUUUGCACAGUGUUUGUUCUCCUGUGUUGCACUUACAGAAUGCCUGUGACCAUUAUUUGCAUAUUUAGAAAACUUUUUUCUUUUUUUUCUUUUUUUUCAUUUUAAUAAAUCUCAUUUCAGACUCCUUAAGUACUGUAAACAUAGCUUAAUGUUGUGUUUAACAUUAUAAGUGGGACUAACCCACUUUGUCUGCUGGGGUUUGUUAUAUUUGGUUUGAAAAUUUAUGAGAUAUCAUAGAUAAAAACCAAACAAAAAAAACUGUGAAAAUGGAUUAUGUUGCAUUGUUUAGUUACUUGAAGUUUUUUGUUAAAUAUUUUAAAAAAAUAUAGGAAAGACAACCAGUGACUGGAUAAACUAAGAAUUUUGUUAAACAUAUUUUUGAGUUUGCUUUAGUAUUACGUUGUUUAAAAAAAAAUCUUUAGAUAUCUAGCUUCGACAAUCAUUGUAUGUUUUAUUUUCAAGAAAUGUGGGGGGUAAAUUAUAAUGCUGUUUAGUUUUGUACUAUUGGUGUGUGCGGUGAGUUUUUAAACUGUGUGAAAAUUGCAAUAAAUUAUAUGAACUUUAAAUUAAAAGUGUUCUCACAGAA
Xenopus laevis (African clawed frog) is the source of this 6046-nucleotide messenger RNA. RefSeq names its product zinc finger and BTB domain containing 18 L homeolog (gene zbtb18.L). NCBI's taxonomy places the organism in Eukaryota, Metazoa, Chordata, Amphibia, Anura, Pipidae. Gene Ontology annotation, cellular component: nucleus. The record is from RefSeq and is a predicted model, not a curated record. Bases 2255 to 4096 code for a protein of 613 amino acids. Gene Ontology annotation, molecular function: DNA-binding transcription factor activity, RNA polymerase II-specific. The transcript has 2 exons. Gene Ontology annotation, biological process: negative regulation of transcription by RNA polymerase II; regulation of transcription by RNA polymerase II.